AUGGCUCAGAAUUGCUUGACCGGCGCUUGCCUCUGCAAGAACAUAGCAUACCGUAUUACGUUGCCCGCGUCAGAAUCACCCCCUAAGGUGAUCAUCUGUCACUACACCAAUUGCAAACGCUAUACGGGCUCCAGCUUCUCUGCCAAUAUCAUCGUGCCACAAUCUAGUUUGCAGCACAUCAAGGGGUCACCCAAGUUGUAUUCGGAUCGUAGCAACAAGGACACGCAGGUAUUGCGCGAGCUCUGCCCUGAUUGCGGUACGCCAUUCACAUCACGAUCAAGCGAUGAUCAAGAAGUCAUUGCGGUGAAGUCGAGGACACUCGAUGAAGAACACCGACUUAACUGUGCGAAGUUGGCAAUGGAAAUCUACUACCAUCGAAAGGAUAAAUGGGUGGACGAGAUCCCUCCUGCUUCUGCCCUAACAGCGAGUUCACCAGCGAAGUCAGUUCCUGCAUCCAAGCCUAGUGUGCCUCCAAGUCCGAUCCAAUCCGCCCUCUCCUACUUCACCGGCUAUCAGCGAGCUUCUGAGGGUUGGCUCGAGAAAGUCAAUCGCGCCUUCCUUAUAUCGACCAGGUCGCACUUUCCAUUAAUUUAUAAUUUCUUUGCGCAGAAAUGUGUGCCGGUGACCGGCAAUCUCUCAGCGAUUGUCGGUAGUGCCAUCGCCGUUGCAACGUGGAGGGCUAAGCUCGCAGAAGACCGAGCUAAAGCCAAAGAGACAGACAAUCCCCCUCCACACGGAGUGAAGUAA
Penicillium roqueforti is the source of this 747-nucleotide messenger RNA. RefSeq names its product GFA family protein. The record is from RefSeq and is a predicted model, not a curated record. Lineage: Eukaryota; Fungi; Ascomycota; Eurotiomycetes; Eurotiales; Aspergillaceae. Bases 1 to 747 code for a protein of 248 amino acids. Gene Ontology annotation, molecular function: carbon-sulfur lyase activity. The transcript is spliced from 3 exons.